AUGGAAGGAUCUGUCUUCACCCAGAUUGUCAACGUUGCAAGCUUUGGAAAGCUCUUUCCGUAUCCUGAAUUCCGACCAGACUACGUGAUCCCAGACUUUGCUGCUGAGAACGACCCCGUGAAGAGUCAUAGUGACAUCUCCACAAACACUGCCGUCAUCUCAGGAUCUACAGUCGUUGUCACAUUCACUAAAGAUGACCCAGAGAACCCCAAGAACUGGGGCACCGCAAAGAAGGUGUUUGUGUCCGUUCAGAUCCUGCUGUUGACUUUCGCCAUGUACGUCGGGUCAUCCAUCUAUACGCCGGCCAUUUCUGAAAUCUCAAAUGACUACGGAAUCUCCACUGUAGCAGCUAUCUUGCCGUUGUCGGUGUUUGUCUUUGGAUACGGAGUAGGCCCCAUUGUUCUCUCUCCUCUUUCUGAACACCCUGCUGUUGGACGUCUCUGGAUCUACAUGGUAUGUCAAGGUAUCUCCAUUUGUCUCAUGGUCCCUCUAGCUCUUUCACCUAACUUGGGGGCCAUGUUGGCACUUAGAUUUAUCAUGGGAAUCACCGUUUCUCCCGCUCUUGCAACUGGUGGAGCUACCCUCGGAGACCUGUUCGAAAUUGCGUACCUGCCCUUUGCUCUGGCCUUCUGGUCCAUCUCUGCCAUCUGCGGUCCUGUCUUUGGACCUGUUCUCGGAGGAGUCUUUGCCCAGGUGCUUAACUGGCAUUGGACUAUCUGGAUCUGGAUGAUCAUUGCCGCUGCCGUCUUUGUUUUGCUCUUCUUUUGCUUUCCAGAGACGUCUGAACACCACAUUCUCCAUAAGAGAGCUAAGCGUCUGCAAAAGCUCAACCCCAACCUCAACUACACCACUGAGGCAGACGAGGAAUGGAAGGCCAUGAGCAACAAGGAAGUGGCUUACCAGAUCCUAUUGCGACCAUUGGUCAUCAUCUUCUCUGAGCCCAUCGUCUUCUUCCUGGACGCCUACAUUGGUCUGUCCUAUGCCAUUCUGUACACCUGGUUCGAGGCCUUCCCCAUGGUCUUCUCCGAGCUGCAUGGCUUCAAUCUCAUCCAGACUGGACUCACUUAUCUGGGACUUAUUGUAGGAGGACUUUUAGCCGCCUUCGUCUACGUUCCCAUUGUAUACAAGACAUUCACCAAGCCCGUCAUCGAGACAGGUGAGUUCCCUCCAGUGGCUCUGUUCAUGAAGAUUGCUCUCAUUGGAGCCAUUCUCUUCCCCAUCUCUGUCUUCAUGUUUGGUUGGACGGCCCAUAAGAACAUUCAUUGGAUUGUUCCCACGAUUGCAGGCAUGCUGAAUGUACUUGGCCAGUACUUCAUCUUCCAGACCGUCUUCAACUACCUGAGUGGCUCGUACCAUCGCUUCAUCGCUUCUGUGUUUGCAGGAAACGGCCUGUUCAGGUCGGGUAUGGCGGGAGCCUUUCCCCUGUUUGCACGGGCCAUGUUUGUCAAGCUGGGUCCCGGCAACUUCCCUGUGGGCUUUGGUUGCACUGUCCUCGGGUGUCUGUCGGCUCUCAUGAUUCUCAUUCCGAUUGUUCUCAUCAAGUAUGGAGAGAGGCUCAAGGGUGGAAGCAAGUGGGCCAAUUAG
Yarrowia lipolytica CLIB122 is the source of this 1584-nucleotide messenger RNA. RefSeq lists its product as uncharacterized. Gene Ontology annotation, molecular function: fluconazole transmembrane transporter activity. NCBI's taxonomy places the organism in Eukaryota, Fungi, Ascomycota, Dipodascomycetes, Dipodascales. Gene Ontology annotation, cellular component: plasma membrane. The record is from RefSeq and is a predicted model, not a curated record. Gene Ontology annotation, biological process: xenobiotic detoxification by transmembrane export across the plasma membrane.